Molecule: messenger RNA, 449 nt
Organism: Oncorhynchus masou masou (cherry salmon)
Lineage: Eukaryota; Metazoa; Chordata; Actinopteri; Salmoniformes; Salmonidae
Product: dual specificity testis-specific protein kinase 2-like
Exons: 4
Biological process (GO): positive regulation of stress fiber assembly; actin cytoskeleton organization; protein phosphorylation
Cellular component (GO): cytoplasm; nucleus
Molecular function (GO): protein serine/threonine kinase activity; ATP binding
Source: RefSeq, a predicted model, not a curated record
UGUUGCUCUCUGUCUCCCCCUGCAGGUGCAGCACAGGAUCACAGGCCAGGUGAUGGCCCUAAAGAUGAACACUCUGGCCAGCAACAAGGCCAACAUGCUCAGGGAGGUCCAGCUCAUGAACCGGCUCUGCCACCCCAAUAUACUCGGGUUCCUGGGAGUGUGUGUACAGGAGGGCCAGCUCCAUGCUCUAACUGAGUACAUCAACGGGGGUAACCUGGAGCAGCUGCUGGACAGUGACAGGUAUCUGUCGUGGUCGGUGAGGAUGGGGCUGUCUCAGGACAUCGCCUGUGGCCUGCAGUACCUCCACAGCAAGGGCAUCUUCCACAGAGACCUCACCUCCAAGAACUGUCUGGUGCGCUGUGAGAAUGGUGUGUUCACUGCAGUAGUGGGAGACUUUGGUCUGGCAGAGAAGAUUCCAGACUACAGGUUAGUGCUGUGAGAAGAUUCCA